This is a messenger RNA of Pollicipes pollicipes, 1017 nucleotides long. Its product is annotated as protein downstream neighbor of son homolog. The transcript has 7 exons. The coding region runs from base 1 to 1017 and encodes 338 amino acids. Lineage: Eukaryota; Metazoa; Arthropoda; Thecostraca; Pollicipedomorpha; Pollicipedidae. Gene Ontology annotation, biological process: nuclear DNA replication. The record is from RefSeq and is a predicted model, not a curated record. Gene Ontology annotation, cellular component: nucleus.
AUGCAAUUCCAGGUCGAAGAGGCUCCAAAAGGUGAACGCAACUUACCCACUGACUGGGGUUUGAAGACGAAGAUCCGUUUCCUAUCGAAAACGCCGUUUCCGUGGACGAGUCGUCUGAAGACGCUGGAGGAGGCGUCGGCGGUGACCAGCUGCGUACGCUGCCUGCCGGCCGACCAGAGCACGCUCGACACGUCUCCAAACGCGCAGCUGCAGCGGCACGCGCUCUACUGGCAGCACCCGUGGCUGCCGUGGCUGACGCUGUUUCCGCGCCUGCACAGCCGGGUGGCCGGCGCGCGCAGCCUCUUCAUCGACGCGCCCAUGCAGGACCUGCUCAGGACAGAAUGGGGCGAGAGUCUGCGCUCGCUGUUCCAGCUGCUGCGCAGCCGUCAGUGCCCGUUCUUCUACGUGUGCGCGGCCAGCUUCUGCUGCCUGUUCCGGGCGGCCGGCGUGGGCGGCGUGACUGACACGCACGCUAUCGUCACGCCCACCACCCGCGGCCUGCGCGACCUCCUCAAACGCGACGACGUGCAGUUCACGCUGCCGCUGCGGCCUGCCGCCGCGCCGGCCCAGUCCGCCGCCCAGGAGGACGGCUCCGAGGACGAGGACGAGGACCCCGAACACUGGCUGGAGAGCAAAGGCAUAGCGGCUGACGCCAUGCCAGGCAUGCACUCCACCCGCCGCAAGCUGGCGGCGACUGUACGCCUGCUCAACUUCCUGCUCAACUCGCGCGCCUGCGUCACGGCCAGCGGCCCGCUGGUGCGGCACGGCACGGUGCAGCAGGCCCGCGAGACGUUCCACUCGUUCGAGCUGAUCAUGGACGACUUCGGCUACCCGCUGGCCGACUUCCUGAUGCCGCUGGAGUUUGGAGAUCCGAGCGACUGGGAGCCCCAGGGCGACAUGAUGAUGGACCCGACCGACUGGGAAUGGCCGUCCGACCCCGCCUGGAUCACGUACCCCGACAUGAACUCGUUCCUGCCCGAGCACCUGACGUCGAUGGGCUUCAUAGAGUACAGCUAG